This is a messenger RNA of Rhinolophus ferrumequinum (greater horseshoe bat), 1920 nucleotides long. RefSeq names its product protein phosphatase, Mg2+/Mn2+ dependent 1N (putative) (gene PPM1N). The record is from RefSeq and is a predicted model, not a curated record. Gene Ontology annotation, molecular function: manganese ion binding; magnesium ion binding; protein serine/threonine phosphatase activity. Gene Ontology annotation, biological process: protein dephosphorylation. NCBI's taxonomy places the organism in Eukaryota, Metazoa, Chordata, Mammalia, Chiroptera, Rhinolophidae.
AUGGCCCCCCUUGGGCCUGCAUCGGGACCCCCGCCCACUCCGGCCACGCCGCCCUGGGCCUGGGGCCGCGAGCACUCAUCUCCGCCGCGCCCACGACGCUGCCGCCAUCCUCUCCGCCUCCUCCUCCUGGUCUGUUCCAGCAGCAGUCGCCGCCGCCGCCGCCGCCGCCCUCAGUACGGCUCGGAGGGGGCGGGCGGGGCCGCGGUGGGGAAGGCACUGCAGCGCGAAGCUGGGGGCGGGGCUCGUAAGGAAGAGGAGGCGGAGGAGAAGGAGGAGAAAAAGGGGGGACGCAGAGCUCCCUAAGGGCCUCGGUUCCUCCUGGAUGCACCACGUGGUGCCCAGAGGCCGCACCCCCGGUGCAACGCAGGGCUGGCGCACACACAUUACGCUUGGCUCACGCUACCUGGGUUGCCCCCGAGAUUGGCUUUCUCCGCUGUCCUCGAAGGCCACGGUGGGGCGCAAGCCUCCCUCUUUGGCGCGCGCCACCUGCUGGGCCACGUGCUGGAGGCGUUGGGCCCAGCUCCUGGUGAGCCGCAGGGCGUGUGCCGGGCGUCGCUUCGCCUCGCCUUUCUGAGUGCAGACGCACGCCUCCGCUCGCUCUGGCCCCACCGCGAGCCGGGCGGUUCCACCGCGGUAGCGUUGCUCAUCUUCCCGAGCUUUCUGUCAGACGCCGCGGCGUUCAGCACCGAGGACCGUAGGCCCCUCGGGUCUCCGGAACGUGAGCGCAACCAUGACUUGGGUGGCACCAUCUGCCGCCGGCGCCUCGAGUGCUCUCUGGCAGUGUUGAGAGCACUGGGAGAUGCCUACAAAAAGGCUCCUGAAAGGCCCGCUGAGCUGCAGCUCGUUUCCGCGGAGCCUGAGGGCAGCCUGGACAACAUGACCUGCGUCCUGGUCUGCUUCCCGGGGGCCCCAAGGCCUUGUGAGGAGACAAUCUGGAAGGAGCAAGCACUGGACGCAGCUCUGGGCUGCAGGGUCGCCCGGUGGGCAAGAACUGUGUUCCUCUGCCUAGGAGCCUCCCAGAUUGAACCCGGUUUUCGAGACUCUGGCUGGCCUCAGAGGACAUCCCGGAUUUACCUUCUGGGGGAGGGCUGUACUGCAAGGCCUCUGUCAUCGCUGAAGGUUAUUCUCAGCUCUGCCAGGCCUCAGGGGAGCACUGGGAGAAGGGGCAGAACGGGACUGGGAAGGCCACUGGCAUCAUUCAAGCUCUGCCUUGGACUUGGAGGCCUGACAGCUGUUGUCUUUUGGGGACCCUUUGCCCAGCUGGGGCCCCAACGGAACUAAGAAAACUCCCCUUCCCCAGCUAUAGACCAGAGGAAGAUGAGCCGAUGGAGGGACCCCGGAAUGCUUAUUUCCCCUUCUCCUACUUCCCUGUCACAGAAAGUCUUAGGAGGAGAAGUUCCUCCCACCAUCCGGGGGAGGGGAGAGGAGGAGGAAACCCCAAACCAUGGACCCAAGAGAGUUCAACCAAUUCAAUAACCUUCUCUUUCCAUUUUUCAUCUGUUUUGGGAGAGGUAGGAGAGAAUUUUUAUUAAAUGUUAAUUACGUGACUCAAAAUACAUUUUUCUUGUAGGAAAAAAACCCCGCAAACAUUAUUUACCCAGUCAUUUGCAAAUAUGUAUUGGGCACUGUUCGUGGCCAUCGACCAGGGAGACUCACUGAGAUUCGUGCCUAUUGUAGGGGCCCACCUAGUAUGUGUGUGGGGAAAGAGCAAACAAGAGAACCGAUGAAUAAGGUCAUCUCAGACACUGACAAGUGUCUCAAAGAGAAUAAAAUGGGAUGCGAUAAGUAAAUCUAUUUUGGUUUUUUAAAUUGUUAUUCAUUUAUCUUUUGAGUGGUAAUAAGUUCAGUUGGUUCAAAAUUCAAAGGGUACAAAAUGGUGUACAAUGAGGUCUUUCUCCAUCCCCUGUCCCUCAGCCACUC